AUGCAACAGUUGCCAUCAAGCAAAGACACGUUGUUCUGGUGCAUCUCCAAUCAACUCGGUAGACCAAAAGGUACAACCAAGAAUCGGAGGGAAAACAGUGCCCAUGCAAGCAAUAAUGCGCCCCAACAACAGCGAACUCCCUCGCAUUCAUCCUCUACAACUACCGCGACUACCACUCCCACCGCCGCCGCCAACUUGACCAGCGCUAGUUUUUUCAAAGACUUGUCAGCUUUUGACAGUAUGCUUCACGAUGGGUCUAUUGAAUCCACUCCGGGAAUGUUUUUCGCCAACGGGAAAGGCUUUCCAGACCCUAUGGGUCUUGAUUUGAUAUCGAAUUUUGCUUUCAACCCUGAUAGAAAUGAUCUAAGUAUGAAGGCACUAAGCAAAUCCGCAUACCCCAUUGGAAAGCCAUCAAGUAUCUCUUCGACGGACGAUAUAAUGGAUGCGGUUACAGAGGACGUCCAAUUUUACUCUCCAGACAACUUUGACUUUCGCUCUAAUUCUAUAUCCUCUUUCCAUCAUGUCGGAAAUAACCGCAGAAGCAAUUCUCUUUCGGGGGAGCGGUCAAUGACGACAAGGGAAGAUCUAUAUCAGUCUCAACUGCAGAUGACGGAUACUUCGCUCCCACAGCGCAAUACCUGUUAUUGUGUAAAGGAUCACGCUGAUAUACUAUGCCGCCUAGGCGAGCUGGAAAACAUCAACGGCUCGCUCUCUGUUGAUGUAACCUUGAUGUGUGUGCAGGAGGCUCUCGGUCCCUGGAAAGAAUUGUCCCAAUGCAAAAUUUGCGAUAAUGAUGACGACCAAGGUGUCCUAAUACUCUCCGCCAUGACUAUUCGAGCAGUACUUCGUCGCCUGCAACGACUCUGCGCUGCAAUUGUGUUGUCGAAUGAUGAACCCUCUCGUAACGACACCAACGUUUUGCUGGGCCUCUCUGAUGGUGGGCGGCUUGUGAUGGGAAAAUACGAAGUCCCUUUUGGAGAGCAAAUCGUGGUGACAUAUUUACUUAUUUCCUACAGUCUUGCUAAGAUUCGAUUUGCUAUUCUAUCGUUGAAAUCCAAGCUCGACCGCGCUCCGGCCCGCGCAAAGGAGAAUCUUGAGAGAAAUGGACAGCACAAUGUUACUUAUGACGGUAAUAAGGCUGCUAAUAAUGCCAGCAGAGGUGUUGAUAUGACCAAAGUCUCGUCAUCGUCAAUCCCAACCAUUGAUCUGUCGAAUGAAGACCCUGGUUGCAUGCAUGCAAUGAUACGCUGCCUGGACGCCACUGUAGAAGCAGUGGGGAAAUCCCUACAAAGAGCAAAUAUUUCUCUGGUAGAGAAUGCUGGACAUAUCUCAUAA
Molecule: messenger RNA, 1335 nt
Organism: Talaromyces marneffei
Lineage: Eukaryota; Fungi; Ascomycota; Eurotiomycetes; Eurotiales; Trichocomaceae
Exons: 3
Coding region: 1-1335 (444 amino acids)
Source: RefSeq, a predicted model, not a curated record